Molecule: messenger RNA, 2495 nt
Organism: Hypoxylon trugodes
Lineage: Eukaryota; Fungi; Ascomycota; Sordariomycetes; Xylariales; Hypoxylaceae
Product: dicarboxylic amino acid permease
Exons: 3
Coding region: 618-2342 (574 amino acids)
Biological process (GO): amino acid transmembrane transport
Cellular component (GO): membrane
Molecular function (GO): amino acid transmembrane transporter activity
Source: RefSeq, a predicted model, not a curated record
ACAGAAGAGAAAGGGGAAGAGAAUGCGCGAUGAUGACAUAAUUUAACAAAUGUCCUAAUACCUUACCUAAUCGAACUAUACUGCCAUGUCGGAGCAUCGCAUAUUUCAACACCGAUAUCUGAUGCUCCACUCCGCUUAUCUACGGUGAUAAGAUAGAAAUGUGACUCCGAUAUCGAUAAUCCACUCGGGGACCUUGGCACACUUUGGACCUGCAUGUCUCGUCUCGGGUCUAACCUUUUGCUUCCUUUUUAUCACGAUACCAACAAACAUAAUCCAUCCCAUCCUAUCCGUCAAUCAACAUGGAUGGCCAAUGAUGGCUGAAAAUGGCGCAAUACCAGCCCUGCCACUUAGGUUACUUAGGUCUUCGGUGAAGCCGUCUUUGUUAACCCAUUUCCCAAUCCCAAAUUCACCUUAGACAGGCAACCCUGCAUGUUAGAAUCGUAUACCUAAUACAUUAAUUUGCGGCGCCUCCAUAUUAUUUACACAAUCUAGCUACACAAACACGAAAGCGAGCGGGGUGGCCGCAUAGGGGGCUUGUUUUGCCUUUCCUUCCUUUCUUUUUUUUCUUUAGCAAGCACGGGCGAAAUACCCCCGUGCGUCCCUUCUUUUCCCUCGCCAUGAGCACCGAGCCACUUCUCGCUGCUUCUGCAAAUGGGCAUCGUAGUAAUCACCACCAAAAUCAAGACCAGUUAUUAGGUAACGACAACAUGGGAUAUGACCGCGAAAUAGAAAAUGGCGGCUUUGACCGAUACUCAUACGAUCCGUAUGUCAUAGACGAUCACUCGAGCGACCUCGUCACGGCCGCGGAGUCGCGCUCGCUCUCGCGCGGUCUGGCGCAGAGACACCUUUCCAUGAUCGGCAUAGCGGGCACCAUCGGCACGGGCUUGUUCUUAGGUCUCGGAGGUGCGAUUCAAACCGGUGGUCCGCUCGGCGCGUUGCUUGGUUACGGUAUCGUCGGGUUGAUCGUGUGCGCUGUCACGUUUGCGCUCGGGGAGGUGUCGGCGUUGUUACCAGUCACCGGAUCCUUCGUUCGGCAUGCGGAAUUCCUAGUCGACCCGGCGCUGGGAUUCGCGGUGGGUUGGAAUUUGGUGUACGGUAUUGCGCUGUCGAUUCCUAGCGAGAUCACGGCGAUUUGCGUGCUUUUUACCUUUUGGACCGAUAGCGUGAGUCCGGUCGCGUAUAUCAUGGCGUUUAUCUUCUUGACGUUCAUUGUGGGGAUUGCGUUCGUACGUGUUUUUGGUGAGGUGGAAUUCGCGUUUGCGAUUCUUAAGAUUCUGCUGGUGGUGUUCUUGAUUAUUUUGGGGAUUGUGAUUGCUGCGGGUGGCAUACCGGGGACGCCGGCGAUCGGGUUUAGGUAUUGGCAUAAUCCGGGUCCGUUUGUUGAGUAUAUCGCUACGGGAAAUUGGGGUAAAUUUCUUGGUUUCUGGGGGGUUCUUACGAGUGCUGUUUUCUCGUUUGCUGGUGUCGAAUCCCUCGCGAUGGCGGCAGCCGAAACGCAAAACCCUUACCGUGCGAUCCCGAGAGCUUGUAAACGGAUCUUCAUUCGUGUGGUGCUUUUUUAUAUGCUAGCUAUCUUAGUGGUGGGCCUGUUGGUACCAAGUGACGAUGAGAGUCUCGGCGAUGACUCUGGCACAGCCGCCCAAAGCCCGUUCGUCAUUGCAGCCAAGGCCGCUGGUAUCGACGCUAUCCCAAGUGUUGUGAACGCUGUGGUUAUCACGUCCGCGUGGUCAGCAUCGAACCAAGCUCUGCUGUCCGGCACGCGUGUGCUCUUCGGUCUAGCCUUGAAGGGACAGGCGCCGCGGAUCUUCCUCCGUACGACAUCAUGGGGUACUCCAUACGUCUGUGUGCUACUUUUCACGGCCUUCAGUUUUCUCAGCUUCAUGAGCUUAAGUUCCGGGGCGUUGACUGUGUUCUGGUGGUUUGUUGACUUGACAGCUGCCGGUGUGUUAGUUUCAUGGUCGGUCAUUUUGACGAAUCAUAUUCGAUUCAAGAUGGCUUUGAAAAAACAGGGGAUACCGGAGAGUAGGCUGCCGUGGAGUAAUUGGUGGACUAUCUACACUUCUGGCUUCUCGCUUUUCAUGUGCCUUCUCAUUUUAUUAACGGGUGGUUUCAAGGUCUUUACGAAAGGGAAUUGGAGCGCUAGCGAUUUUGUUUCUUCGUAUUUGGAUAUACCCCUUGUUCUUGCGGCGUAUUUUAUAUGGAAAUUGGUUAAGAGGACUCAGAUCCCAUCACUUAAGAGUAUACCCCUUGACGAGGCUUUUAUGCAAAUGGCAGAAUACCCUGACGAGCCUGAGGAGAAGUCAAAGGGUUGGAUUCGCAUACUUAGCUGGAUGUGGGAUUAAUAGUUUAGAUGGAUAAAUAGACUAAAGGGAUAGAAAUGGCAUUAUCAUGGCAUAAUAGAAGUGAAACUCCAAUGAGUUAUUAUAUUCACAAUUCCUUGGCUCCGGCAUAAGAGGCAGAUAUCCUCCUUGUAUAUGUGGUGUCGAGGAAAGGGG